Oppia nitens is the source of this 1665-nucleotide messenger RNA. RefSeq names its product hexokinase-2-like. The coding region runs from base 60 to 1442 and encodes 460 amino acids. Gene Ontology annotation, cellular component: mitochondrion; cytosol. Gene Ontology annotation, molecular function: D-glucose binding; ATP binding; fructokinase activity. Gene Ontology annotation, biological process: glucose 6-phosphate metabolic process; intracellular glucose homeostasis; glycolytic process. Lineage: Eukaryota; Metazoa; Arthropoda; Arachnida; Sarcoptiformes; Oppiidae. The transcript has 4 exons. The record is from RefSeq and is a predicted model, not a curated record.
AUUGCUUCUGACGUCACAUCAGUCUUGACGUCACAAAUCGUUUGACAUUUUGAGAGAAAAUGAGUGAAAAACGCAAAAAGGUCGAUAUCGCCACCCGAGACCUCGUCUUAUCCAAUGAUCAACUCGAGAAAGUGGUUGUUCUUUUGGAACAAGAGUUCAAUGAAGGCUUGAAACGCGAAACCAAUCCAAUAGCGGCCGUCAAAAUGUUUCCGACGUUUGUCCGCGACGUUCCCAACGGACGCGAGGCCGGCAAGUUCUUGGCCUUGGAUUUGGGCGGAACCAACUUCCGCGUUCUUCUCAUAGAACUCAACGGAAAGGACUUCCGGUCGGAUUCGCAGAUCUUCGCAGUUCCGCAACACGUGAUGUUGGGUUCGGGACAACAACUGUUUGACCACAUCGCGGCCUGUCUUCAGGAGUUCAUGGAUUCGCGACAUUUGAAUGGAACGCGUCUUCCGCUGGGAUUCACUUUUUCGUUUCCGUGUCGUCAAGAAGGACUCACAAAAGCACGUCUCGUUCAGUGGACUAAAGGAUUCGCGUGUCGAGGGGUCGAAGGUCAAGACGUCGUUCAACUCCUUCGAUCUUCUAUCAGCAAAAUCGGAGUCGAAAUCGACGUCAUGGCCGUCGUCAACGACACGACCGGAACUCUCAUGUCUUGCGCCCACAAGAACGCCGAAUGUCGGGUCGGAGUGAUUGUCGGCACCGGAACCAACGCUUGUUAUAUGGAAUCGGCUGAUCGCGUCGAACUCCUUCCUUCCGAUUUCAGCGAUCGUUCUGUUGAUCCGCCGCAAGUCGUGGUCAACACGGAAUGGGGAGCUUUCGGUGAUAACGGAGUCUUGGAAUUCGUGAGAACCGAUUGGGACGACGAAGUCGACACUUAUUCGCUGAAUAAAGGACGACAACUAUUCGAGAAAAUGAUAUCUGGAAUGUACAUGGGAGAAAUGGUCAGAUCCAUUGUCGCCGAUCUCACGCGACGCCAACUCCUGCUUUCGGGCGUCGGAUCCCAAAAACUGUUUACUCCUCACUGCUUCCAAUCUGCUUACGUUUCUUGGAUCGAAUCUGAUCCAAACGGAUCUUUUGCAAAGACUCGAGAUGCAAUGAAGGAAAUGGAUCUUGGACACGCAGAUGACGACGACAUGGCCGCCAUUCAGAUGAUUUGCGAACGCAUUUCCACUCGAGCCGCUCAUCUGGUAUCGGCGGCAGUGGCCACUAUUUUACGAAGAAUGAGAAGAGAAUACACGGUUGUAGGAGUGGACGGAUCUGUUUAUCGAUUUCAUCCGCAUUUUCACGACUUAAUGGCCAAAAAGAUCGCAGAACUGACUCCUUCUGAAUUCCGCUUUGAUCUGAUGCUAUCCGAAGAUGGCAGCGGUCGUGGUGCUGCUCUGGUGGCCGCAGUGGCCGUCCGACAAAUCGCCGAUUUGCGCGCCGCCGGACUCAUAGAAUAGUUGUUAUUUAGUUGUUUAUCCGCUGCGAGCGCUGUAUUCGCUUAGAUUUUAAUCGCUUUUAAUGUAAAUAAAAAUCAGAUGAUAUCUGACGUCAUUGACUCCGCCUUCUUCGCAGACAUGACUCGAAUCGAUGUUUCGAAUCCUCAGUUCAACCAAAACACCUAUUGGGGUCGAGCGCGCCAUUUCUUCGCCACAACCAAUCCUCUGAAUCUGUUGGUCUCUU